Owenia fusiformis is the source of this 932-nucleotide messenger RNA. The record is from the annotation of a GenBank genome assembly. NCBI's taxonomy places the organism in Eukaryota, Metazoa, Annelida, Polychaeta, Sabellida, Oweniidae.
GCGUCACUUCCGGAAACAAAUAUUUCGAAAUAUUUUGAACAAAAUUACUCAUUUUUUCGAAUAAUCAGUCUAUUAUCGGACUCUUGAUAUAUCUUUUUAGUAAUAUUUGUAAAAUAUGAGUUCCGGAGCGGGCGAUGGAGCCCCUCCCUCGUACGAAGAUGUGGUAAAAUCCACCCCUAAUGAAUAUAAUCCGGCAUAUGGAGCACCAGGUGGUCAAGUCCCACCCACAGGACAAGUUCCCUACCCCCCACCUGCGGGACAAGUUCCUUACCCCCCACCUGCGGGACAAGCUCCUUACCCCCCACCCACAGGACAAGCUCCCUACCCCCAGCAACCUACAAGUGAUGCCCAAAGGCCUUACCCUGUUCAGCCACCCCCUCCUCCAGGAUAUGGGGUACAACCAAACUAUAUAUGCGGAGCACAACCUGUUAAUUAUGGGAACAAUGUCUAUUCAGGGCAACCGGGUGUAGUCACAAUACAGAAUACCCAAGGACAAGUACAAACUCAACCAAUGGGAAAUUACAGAAAGAAGGUGUGUAUCAUUGUAUUUACAUUUGUGAUCAUCAUGGUGAUAUGUAUGAUAUCAUUCCUCACCAUGUGGUAACCUAGCAACGCACAAUGAUGACAUAGCAACAGAAAAAUGAGUGAUUAGACAAUAAUCUACGCAGUUAUACACUGUAAAUGGUCUAGCAGCGUGACGUUUAACACAAUAAAUUGGACAUUAUGACUAGAGACCCCUUAGAAGCUUCAUAAUAAGUUAAUAACUACCCAUAAAGUUAUAAAAUAUGUUCAUUUGAAUAAAUAGCCAUCAUACUCCUGGUGGUUGAAAAAAGUCUGCAGUUAAUCUGAACUGAGGAAUCAACUAAAUAACAUCCACGUCGUAUAGUUAAACCUGUAAAGUGAAAUCAAGUAGGAACCCAUAACUGAGUAGG